AGUUCGUUGCUAGUUGCAACCUAGCUCCCAUAACGCAAACAAACAGUUAUUUCUUAUCCUCCAUAUUCAUCCCCACGAAUAAUCACACCAAAAGACUCUGAUCAUAUCCAUGAGUGCAUCCCAGAAAACCAUCAAAGACCAAACAUUAUCAGGUCUUGGAAACCUACUGAGGCUCCUCCCGACGGGGACAGUCUUCACGUACCAGUUCCUCAGCCCUGCCUUAUCCAACCAUGGCAACUGCGACACCUUCAAGUACAAGUUCCCCACCUCCAUCCUCGUUGGUCUCUGCGGUCUGGCAUGCUUCUUUUCUACUUUCACCGACAGUUAUGUCGGAGAUGACAAGAAAACCCACUAUGGGAUCGCAACGUUGAAGGGUCUUUGGCCCUCGCCAGAGUCCAAGAACGUCGACUUGUCAGCCUAUAAGCUUCGGUUUUCCGACUUCGUUCAUGCCUUCUUUGCGGCGUUUGUGUUUGGAGUCGUCGUGCUUUUGGAUCAAAAUACUGUGGAUUGCUUCUAUCCGUUGUCGGCUUCCACUCAGACAACUUUGCUCAAGGUGUUGCCUCCUGCUGUUGGUGCGGCGUCGAGUGUGGUUUUCAUGGCUUUUCCUAACAAGCGCCAUGGAAUCGGAUACCCUAAAAGUAGUACUGAGUCUUCGAAGGAUUCCAAGUCUAGUACUAGUACUACUACUGGUACCACUACUGCAGCAGUAUCCUCAACGACAGAAGUCUAAAUAAUUAAGUUCGAGCGAGUUUGGUUUUCUUUUACCUUGUUUCCUUGUUUUCGUGUGCCUAUAAUUUCCACGUUUAUAAGGUUUGAUGGAUUCGAACUUUGUUGCAUGGCGUCAGGCCAAUUGUAACAGCUUGUACGUGAAUCUUCACAGGAUUUUCAUGAUCAGUUCGCUUGUACGUGGCCUUUUGCGGAGAAAUAAUAUCCUAGAGAUCAAAUUAAACCCUUUUUAAUUCUUGUGGUUUGCGCAUGGAGAAAUACCCUUGAGAAAAACCCAAGGAAAUUUGUGUGUGGUUAUAAUAUUGUAUUAAUUCAGCUAGCUUCUUCUUUUUCUUACGUUGUUGUCUAACGUCAUUCAUGUAGCUAGUUAGUUUCCCUCUUUCUAAGGUUAGACAUAUGCCUGCAUGUUUGCUGGCGUCAAGUUGUAACUUGUAAUUAGUUUGUCUCUACGUUGAAUUCAUGGUGAAAAUACAGAUAUACAUGCAUGCACGUAUGGUGCAGAUCCAAAUUAAUAUGAGAUAUGAUCAUUUAUUGUCUCCAAAAUUAUUCAGAAUAAGUUAUUUUCUUUUAAAUCAUGAUAUAUUUAUGUACAUUCUUCCAUUGUUAGUAAAUAUUUGGUUUCAAAUUUAGAAGUGAUUCUAAAUUUGAUUUUGACCAAAUUUUGAAUUUGAAGGAUCGAUGAUGGUGUUACCAAUCAUGAAAUGAGAAAUAUUAUAAGAUGGGUAAGACUCUCCAACAAUCACCUAUGUAUUGUGACCGCUUGUC
This is a messenger RNA of Carya illinoinensis, 1491 nucleotides long. RefSeq names its product protein DMP2-like. The coding region runs from base 110 to 730 and encodes 206 amino acids. Lineage: Eukaryota; Viridiplantae; Streptophyta; Magnoliopsida; Fagales; Juglandaceae. The record is from RefSeq and is a predicted model, not a curated record. The transcript has a single exon. Gene Ontology annotation, biological process: endomembrane system organization.